Cucurbita pepo subsp. pepo (vegetable marrow) is the source of this 2704-nucleotide messenger RNA. Its product is annotated as phosphoinositide phospholipase C 4-like. Lineage: Eukaryota; Viridiplantae; Streptophyta; Magnoliopsida; Cucurbitales; Cucurbitaceae. Gene Ontology annotation, molecular function: phosphatidylinositol-4,5-bisphosphate phospholipase C activity. The record is from RefSeq and is a predicted model, not a curated record. Gene Ontology annotation, biological process: release of sequestered calcium ion into cytosol; lipid metabolic process; phosphatidylinositol-mediated signaling. Gene Ontology annotation, cellular component: plasma membrane.
AUAUGAAUUAGAAGUUUACCGACCAAAAUAAAGUUCGACAAAGUAAUAGUCUAAAAUAAAAGGGAAAAUAAGUUAUAUGAUUUCUAAGCUUUCACCUAAGCAUCACUUCAGAAAUAAAAUUUAAUCAAGCAAAAAUAUUUAAAUAAAUUUUCUCCCUCCCCCCACUCUCUCUCUCUGCCCAUACUCUUCCACCUCCUUGUCUCCCUAAGAACAUUUUGACCAAAAUUAGAACAAAGUUUCACAUCACAAAGAGUCAAUGGGCACAUUUUAAACCGAAGUCUAGAGAUUAAGGACUAAAUUGAAAUAACCACAAAGCAAUGAAGGUAUGAUACCAUUUUCACAGGGCAAAAGGCAUAUGCUUUUAGUAUGAGUGAGUAGAACAGUAGAAUAGGAUCACAGCGUGGCCAAGUGGAAGCAUCCAAAUUCGUGGCUUUUGGAAGGGAAUAAAUCAGGUGAAAAAGAGAAAAAAGAGCGCCAAUAACAUGAAAGAAAGAGUCUAAACUCGGAGUCUUUGAUCUCAACCCAUGGCUGCUUUCCUGGUGGCUGAGUUGUUUUCAAAAUGUAUUACCAAAAACUUCCAUUCUGCGUAUAUAUAAACAUAUUUCAAAGUGAUCCAAAUCAAUCAAUCCAUUUCCCAGUUUCAUUCCAAUCCUCCCUUUUUCUCUCUCUUUCUCUCAAUGGGAAAUUACAGAGUUUGUCUCUGUUUCAUUAGAAGAUUUAAGAUGUCCAAAGAAGAGCCUCCACCAGAAGUCAAAGAGGCAUUUAUCAAAUAUACCGGUGGCACCUCCGCCAAUAUGACCGCCGAGCAGCUGCGGUCGUUUCUGGUUGAGUUUCAAGGAGAUCAGACGGCAUCACUGGCCGAUGCUCAACGGAUUGUUGAGCACGUGCUGCAGCGGCGGCAUCACGUGAUCUCUAAACUCACGAGACAUACUCUCACUCUUGAUGAUUUCUAUUACUAUCUCUUCUCUAUGGAUCUCAAUCCACCAGUUUCUGAUCAGGUUCAUCAGGAUAUGAGAGCUCCAUUGUCCCACUAUUACAUUUACACAAGCCACAACACAUACUUGACUGGGAAUCAAUUGAGCAGUGAUUCAAGUGAUGUUCCGAUUAUAAAUGCGCUGAAGAGUGGCGUGAGAGUUGUGGAGCUUGAUUUGUGGCCGAAUUCUGAACAAGAUGACAUAGAUGUUCUUCAUGGAAGGACCUUGACAACACCUGUGGAAUUUGUUAGAUGUCUCAAAGCUAUUAAAGAGAAUGCUUUCAUAGCAUCACCAUAUCCUGUUAUAAUCACUCUAGAAGACCACCUAACUCCUGAUCUUCAAGCUAAAGCAGCUGAGAACAUAAAGGAAACAUUUGGAGACAUGCUGUUCUUUCCAGAAGCGGAAUAUCUACAGGAAUUCCCUUCUCCAGAAGAAUUGAAGUAUCGGAUCAUCAUUUCAACUAAGCCCCCUAAAGAAUACCUCAGAUCCAAAAAUGUGAAAGGGGAGACUUCAUUCAGUGAUGAUGAAACUGACGAUGACGAUGGGGUUGACACGAGCGAGAGUGAAUCCAGCGAGAGUGACGACAGUGAUUACGAAUCUUACGCUACAGGUGUAUCGGAAUACAAACGUCUAAUAGCCAUUCAUGCUGGAAAACCGAAGGGAGGUUUGAAGGAAGCUCUAAAAGUUGGAGCUGCUAAGGUUAGACGCCUUAGCUUGAGUGAAAAGGCAGUAAGAAAGGCAACUAAAUCUCAUGGAAUGGAUGUCAUAAGAUUCACCCAGACAAACAUGUUAAGGAUAUAUCCAAAGGGAACUCGAGUAAACUCUUCGAACUACAAGCCACAGACUGCUUGGUUACAUGGGGCCCAGAUGGUUGCAUUCAAUAUGCAGGGACAUGGAAGGUCUCUCCGCUUAAUGCGUGGGAUGUUUCGAUCGAACGGAGGUUGUGGUUAUGUGAAAAAACCUGACUUUCUACUGACAGUUGAUCCCCAUGGCAAGGUGUUUGAUCCUAAUGCAAAUUUGCCAGUUAAAAAAACUAUGAAGGUGAAAAUCUACAUGGGUGUUGGCUGGAAUUUGGAUUUUGAAAGGUCCCACUUUCAUUUAUACUCCCCUCCCGACUUCUACACACGGAUUGGAAUUGCAGGAGCUCCAGCUGAUGAGAUAAUAAAGAAAACAGAUAUCAAAGAGGAGACUUGGAGCCCUGUUUGGAACGAAGAGUUUUCGUUUCCUUUGACCCUUCCUGAACUGGCUUUACUUCGAAUUGAAGUGUAUAGCUAUAACAUUUCAGAUAAGAAUGUUUUUGGAGGACAAAACUGUCUGCCCGUUCCUGAAGUGAAGCCAGGCAUCCAUGCUGUUCCACUUUUUGACCGUAAAGGAUCAAAGUACAGUUCUGUAAAGCUUCUAAUGCGUUUCGAGUUUUCCUGAGAAUACGAUUUCUUUUCCUUUAGAAACAUCUCAGAGGAGUGAGUUUUUUCUGUCAGCCGUUGUUCGUGGUGGGGUUCGUUGUUGUUCCUUGACCAGAAUGAGCUGGAUUUACAUUUUUCAUAGGGUAGGGGUGAAGCAUCGAAUAUGGGGUCUCCCACUUUUCUCUCCUCUUUUUCCCUUUCCUUCUUUGAUGCCUCUGUAAUAUUAUAAAAUCAGAUUCCUUCUUCCUAAAGAGUGAUUAUUCUUGUAAAGCAAAGUAGAGCCACGAGAAUAAAUGGAUCUAUGAACAGAAUUGUGAGUUUCUUUGA